Molecule: messenger RNA, 4562 nt
Organism: Tupaia belangeri chinensis (Chinese tree shrew)
Lineage: Eukaryota; Metazoa; Chordata; Mammalia; Scandentia; Tupaiidae
Gene: ATP8B3
Product: ATPase phospholipid transporting 8B3
Exons: 28
Coding region: 206-4534 (1442 amino acids)
Biological process (GO): phospholipid translocation; Golgi organization
Cellular component (GO): trans-Golgi network; plasma membrane
Molecular function (GO): ATP hydrolysis activity; ATPase-coupled intramembrane lipid carrier activity; ATP binding
Source: RefSeq, a predicted model, not a curated record
UUGGCGCCGGGCUAACAGCUUCACCACGUCCGCCGCCCUGGACGCCCGCGGCCCGCCCCAGGCAGCCUGGCCUGCGCAGGUGAGCGUCGGGCGCUCCCACUGCUGUGCCUCCCCGGCACCGGCGCACCCUCUCUAGGCUCCGCCCAGGCUGAGGGCUGGGGGUCGCCGCGGCGGAAGAGAGUGCGCACCCUAGAGCCCCACCAGCAUGGGCCACCCAACCUACGGAGACGAGGACUACGAGGACGAUGAGGGGAACUCAGGGUGUUUGUGUCGGGCUGCAAGGCGGGCCUCUCCCCCAGCAUUCACCUGGGAGGUGAAGGCCAACGACCGGGCCUACCAUGCGCGCUUCAAGGAGAAGGUGUUCCUGUGCUGGCGGAGGGACAAGUACAAGACCAACGUCAUCCACACCGCCAAGUACAGCGUCUUCUCCUUCCUGCCGCUGAACCUGUACGAGCAGUUCCACCGCCUGUCCAACCUCUACUUCCUGCUGGUCAUCGUCCUGCAGGGCAUCCCCGAGAUCUCCACCCUGCCCUGGUUCACCCUCUUCGCACCCCUCGUGUGCCUCAUCGCCAUCCGUGCGGCCCGGGACCUGAUGGAUGACAUCGGCCGGCACCGGAGUGACAAAGCCAUCAACAACAGGCCCUGCCAGAUCCUGACCGGGAGAAGCUUCUCACGGCAGCGGUGGAAGGACCUGCGUGUGGGGGACGUGGUCUGUCUCAGCAAGGACAGCACCGUCCCGGCUGACCUGGUCCUGCUGGCCAGCUCGGAGCCCAGCAGCCUGUGCUAUGUGGAGACGGCCGACAUUGACGGGGAGACCAACUUGAAGUUCAGACAGGCCCUGAUGGUCACUCACCACGAACUGACCAGUACCAGGAAGAUGGCAUCCUUCCAAGGCACGGUGCUGUGCGAGGAGCCCAACAGCCGCAUGCACCACUUCGUGGGCUGCCUGGAGUGGAACGACAGGAAGUACCCCCUGGACAUUGGCAACCUCCUGCUGCGGGGCUGCAAGGUCCGCAACACCGACACGUGCUACGGGCUGGUCAUCUACGCCGGCUUUGACACGAAGAUCAUGAAGAACUGUGGCAAGAUCCACCUGAAGAGGACCAAGCUGGACCUGCUGGUGAACAAGCUGGUGGUCCUGAUCUUCCUGUUCCUGGUGGUCCUCUCCCUGCUGCUGACCUUCGGCUACACUUUCAAGGUCAAAGAGUUCAAAGACAAGCACCACUACCUCGCGGGGAUCCACAGCAGGGGCGUGGUCACCGAGUCCUUCUUCAUCUUCUGGGGCUUCCUCAUCCUGCUCAGCGUCAUGGUCCCCAUGGCCAUGUUCAUCCUAGCGGAGUUCAUCUACUUGGGCAACAGCAUCUUCAUCAACUGGGACCUGCAGAUGUACUGGGCGCCGCAGGACGCGCCGGCCCAGGCCCGCAGCACCAGCCUCAACGACCACCUGGGCCAGGUGCAGUACGUGUUCUCCGACAAGACGGGCACGCUCACGCAGAACGUCAUGACCUUCAAGAAGUGCUGCAUCCAGGGCCGCGUCUACGGUCCGGACAAUGAGGACGGGACCCCACCUAAGGAGAACCCCUACCUCUGGAACAAGCUGGCCGACGGGAAGCUGCCAUUCCACAACAAGGAGCUGCUAGGCGCUGUGCGGGCCAACCGGGACCCGGCGGUGCGCGAGUUCUGGCGCGUGCUGGCGCUGUGCCACACCGUCAUGGCCCAAGAGCAGGAUGUGCGGACGCCCGAGGGCUCCAUCUGCCUCUACACGAAGGGCGCCGACACGGUCAUCCUGGAGCGGUUGCAGAAGAGAGGGGCGGUGGAGCACACCACCGAGGAGGCCCUGGCCGCCUUUGCCCACCAGACUCUGCGGACGCUGUGCCUGGCCUACAAGGUGGUGGACGAGGACACGUAUGAGGAGUGGAGCCUGCGGCACAGGGAAGCCGGCCUCCUGCUGCGGAAUCGGGCUCAGUCGCUGCACCAGCUGUACGAGGAGAUCGAGCAGGACCUGAAGCUGCUGGGAGUCACGGCCAUCGAGGACAGACUGCAGGACGGCGUCCCCGACACCAUCAAGUGUCUCAAGAAGGGGAACAUCAAAGUGUGGGUGCUCACGGGGGACAAGCAAGAGACCGCGGUAAACAUUGGCUUUGCCUGCCAGCUGCUGUCAGAGAACAUGCUUAUCCUGGAGGAGAAGGAGAUAUCCCGGAUUCUGGAGGCUUACUGGGAGAGCAAUAACAACGUGUUCACCAAGAAGCGCAGCCUGUGGUUCCUACGGCAGGUCAAGAUGGCCAUGGUCAUCAAUGGCGACUUCCUGGACCAGCUGCUGCUGUCCUUGCGCAAGGAGCCCCGGGCCCUGGUGCAGAACGUGUGUGCAGAUGAGGCGUGGCAGGAGCCCAGCCCGAUUAAGAGGGACUUCCUAGGGGCCAGGCGCAUCUCCCUAAUGUGGCGGGCCAUCGGCAUGCAGCUGGCCACCGCGCAGUCCAAGGAGUCAAACGUCGGCGAGAGCGCCGAGGUGCGGCGGGAGCGGGCCUUCGUGGACCUGGCCUCCAGGUGCCAGGCGGUCAUCUGCUGCCGGGUAACACCCAAGCAGAAGGCACUGGUGGUGGCGCUGGUCAAGAAAUACCAGCAAGUGGUAACGCUGGCCAUCGGGGAUGGCGCCAACGACGUCAACAUGAUCAAGACCGCAGACAUCGGCGUGGGGCUGGUGGGCCAAGAGGGCAUGCAGGCGGUGCAGAGCAGCGACUACGCGCUGGCACAGUUCAGCUUCCUGCGGGAGCUGCUGCUUGUGCACGGACGCUGGUCCUACAUGCGGGUCUGCAAGUUCCUGCGCUACUUCGUCUACAAGACGCUGGCCAGCAUGAUGGCGCAGGGCUGGUUCGCCUGCUACAACGGCUUUUCCUCGCAGCCCCUGUAUGAAGGCUGGUUCCUGGCGCUCUUCAACCUCCUGUACAGCACCCUCCCUGUCCUGUACAUCGGCCUCUUUGAGCAGGACCUGAGUGCGGAGCAGAGCCUGGAGCGGCCCGAGCUCUACCAGGUGGGGCAGAAAGACAAGCUCUUCAACUACGGGGUCUUCCUGCAAUCUGUGGCCCACGGCACGGCCACCUCCCUGGUCAACUUCUUCGUGACGCUGUGGGGCAGCCGCGCCACGGCGGGGCCCGCGGGCUUGGGCGACUACCAGUCCUUCGCCGUGGUCAUGGCCCUGUCCAGCCUGCUGUCCAUCACCAUGGAGGUGGUGCUGAACAUCCGCUACUGGACCGUGGUGUGCCUGGUGGCUGUCCUGCUGAGCCUGGGCUUCUACGUGGCCAUGACGUCGGUCACCCAGAGCCUCUGGCUCUACCGGCUGUCCCCCACCACCUUCCCGUUUCUGUCCGCAGACCACAACGCGCUCUCCCAGCCCCCCACCCUGCUGGUGGUCCUCCUGAACGUGACCCUCAACACCCUGCCCGUCUUGGCCUUCCGCGUCAUCUCCCAGGCCCUGAAGAAGCCCCCCAAGGACCAGGAGGAGGAGGAGGAGGGCCCGAGCGAGGAGGCCAUGGCGGCCGAGCAGGUGUCCCACUUCCACCGCGAGUCCCGCGCCCGACGCUCCAGCUACGCCUUCUCGCACCGCGAGGGCUACGCCGACCUCAUCACGCCGGGGUCCCCCUUCCACCGCGAGUCCCGCGCCCGACGCUCCAGCUACGCCUUCUCGCACCGCGAGGGCUACGCCGACCUCAUCACGCAGGGCACCAUCCUGCGGAGGCCGCGCGCGGGCGGCGAGGGCUCAGACUCCCCGCAGUCCGACGAGGAGCCGCCCGCGGGCCCCAGGGAGUCCCCUCGCUUCUCCAGGAAGCCGUCGUUCCUGGUGAGGAAGAGGCGCCAGCACCGCGGGAAGGUGUCCUCGGAGGAGCCCCCGUCCACGGUGAGCUCCUCGCUGGUGGAGGGGUCGGCGGCCCUGGCCCCGUGCUCAGAAAACCAGCCCGCCGCUGGCAAAAGGGCGCCGGCCCCCAGCAGGCCCAUGGGGCUUUUCCAGGAGGCGCCCAAGACAUGGACCCCCGGGCCGCAGCCCAGGCUGGAGCCCCCUUCCCAGGCUGGGGGAAGCCAGCCGUCGCAGUCGCCUCCGGAGGACCCGCCACUCCCCAGCAGCCAGAGGCCGUCUUCGGGCCAGCCCGGGUCCUCGGCAACGUCGUCGUCCUGGAGGACCUCGGCGACGUCCUGGACCAGCUGGCCCUACAGCGGGCAGAAGGGGCCCCCAGAGGAGGCAAGGGCACUCCCGCCCAAGACUCCCGUGUCCUCCGUGGAGACCCCGCCACCCAGUGGGGAGGAACCACCUGACAGGCUGUCCAUGGAGGUGGAGGCCUGGCCCGCAGAGACAGAGCCAUCACCCAUGGAGUGGCUGCCGGUGCCUGAGGAGCCGUCCCCACCCCGUGCAGCGGGACAGCCACCCUUGUCCUCAGACGGGCAGUCACUGCCCUGCCGACAUCAUCCCGGGAGCGGGGGACUGUCCCCUGAAGACAAGGGCUCUGAGGCCUUCCCUUUUUCUAAUAAACCGAGGUCCAUCUGACCCCAGGGCUUCCUUCGACUCACUUUCC